UGAAAUACUGCUUUAUGCAGACUGCUUCAUCUUCUGGCAGAUUUCUGGCGGAACUAUCCGUUCAAUAAGAAGCUGCACCCGGACACAUUUCACAGUUGCACCAAACAAAGCAUGUGCGCUGAUGUGAAGCGUAUUCUACUGUAAAACUACUUGCCUUUCUUUUCAGUGAUUAUUUUGUGAGAAAGUGUCUUAAACAAAACUGUGUUUUUGAACCAUUUUUGCAUAUAUAGAAUUGAGAUAAAAUAUUGUCAUACCAUUGACGCGACAGAAAUGGCAUUUUUGGGACAACAAGGAGGCGACGACAGCGAUGAUGGAAUGGACGAGUUCAUGGAGAAAUUCAAGACCGAGAAAUAUAAAAAUGCUUUCAACGAAAGCAACUGGGAGGAGGAGUUUGAUAAAGUCCCCAUGUUCAUGAAGAGCGCUCCGGAGGACAUAGACCCAGCUACGUAUCCCGAACUGGCCUGCAUUCAGUCCAUCAUCCAUGACACUCACAGCACUCCGGAGGAGAAGGCCCAGAACCUGAAGGAUGAGGGCAAUCAGUUCUUCAAGGAGAAGAAGUACAAGAAGGCUAUUGUGUCCUACACUGCGGGCCUGAAGUUGAAGUGUUCCGAUGCAGAUCUCAACACCAUCCUAUACACCAACAGGGCAGCCGCACACUUUCACUUGGGUAACAUGCGAUCAGCUUUGAAUGAUUCUGUUUCUGCCAAAAAGCUCAAGCCAGACCACCUCAAGGCUCUGCUGAGAGGCGCUCAGUGUUGUUUGGAGCUGCGUAACUAUGGUGAUGUGCUGCAGUGGUGCGACGAGGGUCUGCGUGCACACCCCACCGACAAGAAGCUGCAGGACCUACGAACCACGGCCAACAAGAAAAAGAGGGAGGCGGAGAGAGAUGCAAGAAAAGCGAAGCUAAAAGAGAAGCAACAGCGCGGGGAGAAAGACGCUCUUCUGGCUGCCAUUAAGGAGCGGGGUGUGAAACUGGUUAGAACAACGAAGCCCCCCAAACAAGGCUCGGACAGUGAGGAUGAGGAUGCUGAAGAGCAGGUGACCGCUGGGAUGGCAGACAUGGGCCUGGACGGGCUGGUAUCCCAGGAGGCCACGGGGCAGCGGGUGUUUCUCGACGACAACGGAGCUCUCAAUUGGCCCGUACUCUUCCUGUACCCUGAACACUGUCAAACAGACUUCAUAUCCGCCUUCUGUGAAACGUCGACUUUUAUAGACCACCUGGCUGUCAUGUUUGGAGAAGAGCUUCCUCCCUGGGACACAGACAGAAAGUACCGCCCCCAGAACCUCCAGUUGUUCUUUGAGGAGUUUGGGAGUGAUCAGCUGCAUCAGGUGAACAUGUCUGCUCCCCUGUACAGCGUCUUACAGCACAGCAGGUACACAGUAAAGGACGGCACCCCAUGCUUCAUCGUCCUGGUGUCUGGCUCAGCAUACAGCAAGCAGUUCCUCUCAGGAAAGAAGAUCUAUGGGCUGAAGUGAGGCAGCGACCUCAAAAAGGACCUUUGACGGACUGUUAGCUCUACCAAUCAGGGAGAACCUCGUGUGCAUGGCUCAGCCCCCCUAAAAUGUGUGCAAUGCUUUGAUGAAGAGACUGACCGAUUGAACAGACUGAGCUCUGUGCAAGAGAUGAUUGUGAGCACAUCAGACAAGCUGCUAAAAGAACUUCAUGGACGUUGUCAUCUUGAUUUCUUUGGUAACAUUUGUGGAAAAUGUUAACACUCACACUCAACCCCUAACAGAGUUUCAAAAGAGGUUGUUAUUCCAUUCUACAAAGUUUAAAGGCAGUAACUGCAUGCUUUGCCAAAUCAACUUUAGACUGGAAAUGGACUUCCUCUCCUUUUUCUCACAACCAUAUCAGUGCAUCACAUUUGACUUGUCAUUGGGAUAACUUUGAAGACAUUUUUCUUUGUUUCAAUGUUGACAUAGUGGUGCCUUUUUUGGGCAAAAUUCUCUCACUGUCUGCUCCGAUUAGCAAGAAAAGCAUGUUUACAUAUUUAAUGGAUAUCUGUCAAUGCUGAUUAGACACAAACAAGGCCACCAUUCCAGGAGAAUUCCCAUCCCAUGCAGAAGAUUCAGAAAUGUCAUCAUACACCAGUCAACAUUUCAUCAGAUUUAAAUCAUGUAAUUGCCAAAAACAAAACAUGUGUUCAUGUCAUUGACCUUCAUGAUCCAUGAUAUCAAUUAAAACUACUGUAUAUGCCAGUGGACUUUGUCUGGAGUACACAA
Molecule: messenger RNA, 2223 nt
Organism: Engraulis encrasicolus (European anchovy)
Lineage: Eukaryota; Metazoa; Chordata; Actinopteri; Clupeiformes; Engraulidae
Gene: ttc4
Product: tetratricopeptide repeat domain 4
Exons: 10
Coding region: 271-1476 (401 amino acids)
Biological process (GO): protein folding
Cellular component (GO): cytosol; nucleus
Molecular function (GO): Hsp90 protein binding; Hsp70 protein binding
Source: RefSeq, a predicted model, not a curated record